AUGGAGAUGGAGUACUCUAAACGUUUGAAAAAGAGCUCAUUUGGAAUUGGAACGAUAAAGAACGCGAAACAAGUGUUGCGUAGAAAGCUACCAGUUGCUAGACACUACAUUCGCGGACAUGGACAACUCCUCAAGCUUUUCGAAGCCGUCAAUCGACCGAUAAGCUUAUUGUUCUCUUCCAGCUUAUGGUGUUCGGCUCAUCUCACAGUGAACUUCAUAACGAUCUACAAGAUCGUGUGCUAUAUGUACAGUUUCGAUUAUGACAUCACUCGUGUCAACAAGCUGUGGAAGCCAACAAUGCUGUGUUUUUUGUUGGUCUUCAUAUUUCUCCAGUCAACCUAUAUCCUUCAAACGGCCCUAAAAUUACGGAGAUUGAUAGUGGGCCUGAGUGGGCCAAUGAUGCGAGUUGCAGCAUGUGAUCGUCUCCCACACGAACAGCUACUUCUCUUUUCUGGCUUAUCAGCAAUCUACUGCUAUUCUCAACACAACUAA
This is a messenger RNA of Cooperia oncophora, 492 nucleotides long. NCBI's taxonomy places the organism in Eukaryota, Metazoa, Nematoda, Chromadorea, Rhabditida, Trichostrongylidae. The record is from the annotation of a GenBank genome assembly.